This is a messenger RNA of Seriola dumerili (greater amberjack), 3887 nucleotides long. RefSeq names its product ATPase H+ transporting V0 subunit a1 (gene atp6v0a1a). The transcript has 22 exons. Gene Ontology annotation, molecular function: proton-transporting ATPase activity, rotational mechanism; ATPase binding. The record is from RefSeq and is a predicted model, not a curated record. Gene Ontology annotation, cellular component: plasma membrane; vacuolar proton-transporting V-type ATPase complex; vacuolar proton-transporting V-type ATPase, V0 domain. Lineage: Eukaryota; Metazoa; Chordata; Actinopteri; Carangiformes; Carangidae. Gene Ontology annotation, biological process: vacuolar acidification; proton transmembrane transport. The coding region runs from base 257 to 2809 and encodes 850 amino acids.
CCCCCCGAAGCUUACGAGGGUUGGUGACGUUCAUGUGAUUUUGGCCUCAUAGAGGGAGGCAUCCACUCUUCUUGCCGCAACACUUCCUCUUUGAAAGGUCGAUACUGGUUGAGUUGUCGGCUUCAAACCAACGAUCAGUCCACAACAAACAACGAACAGGAAACCAAGACGGAAAACUAAGAGGAGAAACAGGGUAUCCACCUAUACAAGGUUCUGAUUGAUUUAAGGCUGCAAAGAGCUCACCUUCUUGAGCAACAUGGGGGAACUCUUCAGGAGUGAAGAGAUGACGCUGGCUCAGCUCUUCCUCCAGUCAGAAGCUGCCUACUGUUGUGUUAGUGAACUGGGAGAGAUUGGGAUGGUGCAGUUUCGCGACCUAAAUCCUGAUGUGAACGUGUUCCAACGAAAGUUUGUCAAUGAAGUACGAAGAUGUGAAGAGAUGGAUCGCAAACUGAGGUUCGUGGAGAAAGAAAUAAAGAAGGCGAACAUCCCAAUAGUUGAUACAGGAGAAAACCCUGAAGUCCCCUUCCCAAGGGACAUGAUCGACCUGGAGGCCACAUUUGAGAAGCUUGAGAAUGAGCUGAAGGAAAUAAACACUAACCAAGAAGCCCUAAAGAAGAACUUCCUGGAACUCACUGAGCUCAAGCACAUUCUGCGUCGCACACAACAGUUUUUUGAUGAGAUGGAGGACCCCAGUUUACUGGAGGAUUCGUCCGCCCCGCUGGACCCCAAUGAGGUCAGCAGAGGAGCUCCUCUCAGACUGGGAUUUGUAGCUGGAGUCAUUGGCAGAGAACGUAUCCCCACAUUUGAGAGGAUGCUGUGGAGAGUUUGCAGAGGAAAUGUGUUUCUGAGGCAGGCAGACAUUGAAGAUCCUCUGGAGGACCCGACCACGGGCGACCAGGUGCACAAGUCUGUCUUCAUCAUCUUCUUCCAGGGAGACCAGCUGAAGAAUAGAGUCAAGAAGAUCUGUGAGGGGUUCAGAGCAACUUUGUACCCGUGUCCAGAAACACCACAGGAGAGGAAGGAGAUGCUAGCAGGAGUGAAUGCUCGCAUUGAGGACCUGCAAAUGGUGCUGAACCAGACAGAGGAUCACAGACAGAGGGUCCUGCAGGCUGCAGCCAAGACAGUCAGAGUGUGGUUCAUCAAGGUGAGGAAGAUGAAGGCCAUCUACCACACCCUCAACCUCUGCAACAUUGAUGUCACCCAGAAGUGUCUGAUCGCUGAGGUGUGGUGUCCCGUCUCUGACCUGGAUUCCAUCCAGUUUGCCCUGCGCAGGGGGACGGAAAAGAGCGGCUCCACUGUGCCUUCCAUCCUCAAUAGGAUGCAGACCAAGCAGACCCCACCCACCUAUAACAAGACAAACAAGUUCACCUCAGGCUUUCAAAACAUUGUGGAUGCCUAUGGAAUUGGCAGCUACCGUGAGAUUAACCCUGCACCAUACACCAUCAUCACCUUCCCUUUCCUAUUUGCGGUCAUGUUUGGCGACCUGGGCCACGGCGUUCUCAUGACCUGUGCUGCCCUGUACCUUGUAUUGAGAGAGAGCAGGCUGAUGGCCCAGAAGAACGAUAAUGAGAUGUUCAGCAUGGUGUUUGCGGGGCGCUACAUCAUUCUGCUGAUGGGAAUCUUCUCGGUCUACACGGGCAUCAUUUACAACGACUGCUUCUCAAAGUCCCUCAACGUGUUUGGCUCUGCCUGGAGUGUCAGGCCGAUGUUCGACUCUCGAGCAGGAGGCAACUGGACGUUUGAAACACUUGAAGGCAAUAAAGUUUUGCAGUUGGACCCAGCAAUAGAUGGAGUGUUUAAAGGGCCAUACCCCAUCGGCAUCGAUCCGAUAUGGAACAUUGCGACCAACAAGCUGACAUUUCUGAACUCCUUCAAGAUGAAGAUGUCUGUUGUCCUGGGAGUCAUCCACAUGCUGUUCGGAGUCACUCUCAGUCUCUUCAACCACCUGUAUUUCCAGAAGCCACUGAAUAUCUACUUGGGAUUUAUCCCAGAGAUUGUCUUCAUGGCCAGUUUGUUUGGCUACCUCGUCAUCCUGGUCUUCUAUAAGUGGGUCGCGUAUGAUGCGCGCACCUCCAGGGAUGCUCCCAGUCUCCUCAUCGCCUUUAUCAACAUGUUCCUCUUCAACUACAACGACCCCAGUAACAAACCUCUCUACAGAGGACAGGCGGCUGUACAAUCACUCUUGGUGGUCAUCGCCUUGGCAUGUGUUCCCUGUAUGUUAAUAGUGAAAACUCUGGUUCUGCGGAGACAGUACUUGUGGCGGAAACAUUUGGGUACACAGAACUUUGGAGGGAUCAGGGUGGGCAACGGGCCCACUGAGGAUGAGGCUGAAAUCAUCCAGCAUGACCAGCUCUCGCAGCACUCGGAGGAAGAACCCGAGCAUUGCCUUUUGUCACCUGCUCUCAAGGCCCGCGAGGAAGAAGAGUUUAACUUUGCGGAUGUGGCAGUGCAUCAGGCAAUCCAUACCAUAGAGUACUGCCUGGGCUGUAUCUCAAACACUGCUUCCUAUCUGAGGCUUUGGGCCCUCAGUCUGGCUCAUGCACAGCUGUCGGAGGUGCUGUGGUCCAUGGUGAUGCACAUUGGCCUUUCUAGCAGCAGUCUGGGAGGCUUCGUCCUUCUGGCCAUAGUCUUUUAUUUCUUUGCUGUUCUCACAGUUGCCAUUCUCCUUAUUAUGGAGGGCCUGUCUGCCUUCCUGCACGCACUGCGACUGCACUGGGUGGAGUUCCAAAACAAGUUUUACUCAGGCCAGGGCUUCAAGUUCCUCCCCUUCACCUUCGAAAGCAUCUUGGAUGGGAGGUUUGAAGACUGAGUUCUGACUCCUCCUCUUCUAUUAAUGUCACUCAUCUCUUGAGAGUCUGUGUGGUUGUUGAGUAGAGAUUUUUUUUUUUUUUUUUAGUGAUGUAGUUUCCAAUAUCCUGGGAGUUAUCACACCUUCAUGAGAUUAUCUGUCAGACUCCAUAUGGUUCAAACUUCUCAUCAUUUUCAGAAUCAGUAUCUAAAUUUGGAACAUUGACUCAGAAAAGAUUUAAUUAUUAAUUCAUUCAUUCAUUCCAGAGAAAAUAGCAUUAACUGUAAUCUGUUAUGUGUGUUGUCUUGGUGAAGUCCUUUUGUUUUACCUGUGUUUUAUUUAGUUUAAUAUUAUUUAUGCAAAAAUUCUUUAUAAAACCUGCAUUUUUCCUAUAUGGGAGUGUUGCAAUACAGAUCAUUGUGUGCAAAUUUCUUGACUGAUGACGUUGACAAAUGCUUAGUCAGCGUAAAAUGACAGAAAGUCUUUUCCACAUUGCUGUAUCUGGAUUGUCUCUUUCUCUUUGUUAUUGGCAUUAUUCUUCAGCAGCAAUCAACAUCUUAUGCACAGAGCUCAUCUGUUUUAUUUAAAAAAAAAACAAAAAAAAACACACAGACCCACUUUGCACACGCAGACACCUCCUUUUACAUUGCAUACUGACCUCGCACAUAGAGCUAUAAAGGUCUAAAGGGAAUACAGUUGAACCUCCAUCAGGACUUCGGUCCGUUCUCUGAAAAUCAAAAUAAACUGACUGAUCUCGCGUUGUGCUCUGAUGCCCUUUGUGUUGAGUGAGCCGUUCUCUCUGUCGAUCCACAUGGAGAGAACGGAGAGAAUCUGUGGGUGGAUAGUAGGUGGAUGUUGUAUAACAAACGAACACGCUAAAAUGAUUUGACACUGUCAGUAUUGCUCUUUUUUUCUUUUUUUGUUCCUUAUACUGAUUUCAUUUGUAUGUGAAAAGUUUCGAAUGUUUUCCUCACACUUAGAAGGGAGUAAGAGCGGCAUACAGCAGACAUGUUCAAAUAGAACAAAUUCCGCGGAAAUGGUUGAGCACUCGCAUUAAAUGUGCUUCUCUUUGUCAAUAAAGUGGAAAGAGGUGGUUUAA